Messenger RNA from Eleginops maclovinus (Patagonian blennie), 1408 nucleotides. It is a transcript of the gene kgd4, whose product is annotated as alpha-ketoglutarate dehydrogenase subunit 4. NCBI's taxonomy places the organism in Eukaryota, Metazoa, Chordata, Actinopteri, Perciformes, Eleginopidae. The coding region runs from base 403 to 825 and encodes 140 amino acids. The record is from RefSeq and is a predicted model, not a curated record. The transcript has 5 exons. Gene Ontology annotation, molecular function: oxoglutarate dehydrogenase (succinyl-transferring) activity. Gene Ontology annotation, biological process: 2-oxoglutarate metabolic process.
AUUUGCCUUUGACCUAGCACCGUAGUCUUGUUUUGACAUGUUGUGGUAUCACACAGAAAAUACCAUUGCCUUUUAAUAGCUUUAUGAAUGAAAAAAAAGGCUUUUGAGCAUCAUCAAACCUCGACUGGUUUAGCUUUAUAGCGGAUUAAGGUGUUCUACUGGUCUAUUUUUGUAUUUCCUUUUUGACAGGAGGCUAACUCACUACCUUGGAUGGGACGGCUGCAGUAUGUCCUGAGGAUUUGACCUCGCAGGACAAUCACUGGGUGUACACGUCUAUCGUCUGUGCGUACUAAUCGUCAGAGUGGUAAAGAUAUUUAAGUGAGAAGCAUCUUAAACCCACACCGCAUAAACAGCCUCCUCUGGACCACUCUUUGCAUUAUGGUAUAGACCUCCCUGUUUCAAAUGACAGUAGCGCCAUCUUGUGGUGUGUUUCAGGGCUACAAGGAGCUUUUAUUUUUAUACCGGAAGUAUAACUGUGAGGUCGUCAUGGGAAGCAAAGUCAGCUCCAAAAUGGCAGCGCCGGCCGCUCGAGUUAUCCAGGCUAUUCGGCCUCACGCACCUCUGAUCAAGUUUCCAAACAGACAAGAUUUCCCAAGGCCCAAUGGUGAGUUUAAAGUUGAAGAAGUAUUGAAAAUGUUAUCCGUUAACACUUCUCCACACAACGCUCCAGCGCCGCCUCCGGUACAAAGACCUCAUGUACCUUUGACCCCGAUCUCUGGCAAGGCGGACACCCUGGCCUCCAUUCAGCUUCUCCCUGCGAGGUACCGCAGGAGACCCAUGACGAUGGAGGAAAUGGACUACAUCCAGCGUGGUGGACCAGAGUGACAUGAAGCAACCUAUUCACUGCAACCAAAGUCCUUAUUUGUUGGAGAUCGUUACGUGUCUUUAACUCUGUUUUUCAGCACCAGAUAACCUAUUGCCACACGAGACAUGAUGUAGAAUAAAGUAUUGAAUAAAGCCUGUUAUAAUGUACAUAUGUUUAUUUUAGAUGUAUUUGUAUUUAAGUUCAUAACUGAGGGAUAUCUUCAUUGUAUUACACACAGCUGAGCUUUAACAAUAGCAGGUUUCCUUAUUCACUAGGCACUGCACAUAUUCCCCACAGGCUUCUUGUUAAACCUUGGUUUUUACAUUAUACAGUAGCAGCUCAUCUCAAGAUUUUAGAUUCUCUUGAGCUUCACUUGCAAUACCACCACACCUUACUUGUAGCAUGAGGCUCUAGUACAUACAAGAAAAGUAUACGCUUAAUUUGCUUUUCUUUUCUUCCACUGCAAUACAUUGACCGAUCCGUUUGUUAGAGUACAUAAGGCUGAAGAUACUGGAUCAAGUUGCAAAAGUAAUGAGUGAAAUUGGUUUUCAGUUCAUGUGAACUACUGCUGGAUUUAAACUAUUAAAGGAAUAUUGUAUUUUA